Fomitopsis serialis is the source of this 2325-nucleotide messenger RNA. RefSeq names its product muts domain V-domain-containing protein. The transcript has 27 exons. Gene Ontology annotation, molecular function: mismatched DNA binding; ATP-dependent DNA damage sensor activity; ATP binding. NCBI's taxonomy places the organism in Eukaryota, Fungi, Basidiomycota, Agaricomycetes, Polyporales, Fomitopsidaceae. Bases 1 to 2325 code for a protein of 774 amino acids. Gene Ontology annotation, cellular component: nucleus. Gene Ontology annotation, biological process: mismatch repair; reciprocal meiotic recombination. The record is from RefSeq and is a predicted model, not a curated record.
AUGUCUGAACAACUGCAGCUCACCACGGCCUGGAACUCAUCUUCCCGCCCAGCAACGGGUACUGGACGCCCUCAAACUGCUGUAUCCUCCCGUCAUGAGGCGAGCUACGUGGUGUCUGUGCUCGAAGGUCGAGGUGUCGCCCGGGAAGUCGGUAUUGCUGCCCUCGAGAAGGAUACGGGUAGGGUGUCGUUGAUACAGCUCGCAGAUAGCCCGACCUAUAUCAAGACUUUACAUCAACUCCAUUUGCAUUCACCGUCGCUCAUACUUGUUCCUGAUACGUUCUUGUCGAUGUCGGACGUCUCGUUGGCCUCGGGUGGGAAGAAACCGUCAACGACGUCUGUCCUCGAAGUACUGGAACGAACUGCCGGUCUCGACUUCAUCACACAACUCAUUGUGGAGGGUGACGAGAGGGCUGGCACGAUCGUCGCAGCUUCCACCAAGUACUAUGCACUCUCCGCAGCCAGUGCGCUGUUCAAGCAUGCUGAAUCAAGGCUUAAUAUACGUUUCGCUUCGGCCUCGUUGCUCAUUCGCUUUGGGCAAGCGGAUGGCACGAUGAUGAUUGAUCCAGAGACAUCUCGUAACUUGGAGCUUGUCGGCAAUAUGUCUAGCAAGAAGUCCACUCACUCACUCUUCGGACUGAUGAACCAUACGUACACGGCAAUGGGGGCUCGGCUGCUACGAGUCAAUAUUCUUGCUCCGAACACUGUGCAAGGAUCGAUUGAAGCGCGUCUGGACGCUGUAGAAGAGCUGGUGCAAAACGAAGAUCGCUUCAAUGAAGUCAAGAAUGCGCUGAAAGCCUUGAACAAGAUGGACUUUGACAAGUUGAUCUGCUCGCUCGCUGCGUCCGAAGCACGGGAAAGCGACACUGCAAAACCAGCAGCGGCUCGUGUAUCACAGAUGCUGAAUCUCCGAAACAUCGUAAAAACCAUGCCUCUUCUGUCUCGAGCCCUAGGAGGCUGCCGUUCUCAGUUACUGAGCGUCAUUGCGGAGAUGGUAUCAGAUGAACGGCUGGCGAAGAUCGAGAGGCUAGUCACGGAUAGCUUAAACGAAGCGGCUACCCCAGCAAAGGCUGGCUUAGGCGCACUGAACGCUCGCGUCUACGCGGUAAAGGCAAAUUGCAACCGUCUCCUAGACGUCGCGCGCGAAACCUACAAAGAGAAUUUGGGAGACAUCUUCACCCUGAAUCGAGACUUGUCAGAACGUCACAAUCUUCCGCUCAGUCUGGUCUAUCAGGACACCGGAUUUGUAUUCGCGCUCAAGAAGAACGAACUUGAAGGCGAGCUGCCAAAAGGGUUCAUCAAUGUCACCAUCCAGAAAGGGCGGUGGCUUUUUUCGAGCAUUGAGAUGAAAAAGCGUAAUGCGCGAAUGAAGGACGCUUUGGACGAAUCACUCAUCCUGAGCAACAAGAUCAUCCAAGAUCUGGCAACCGAGGUCGUGAUUGACAUCGGCGCGCUCUAUAAAGCCUCAGAGGCUGUCGCCAUACUAGACAUGCUCUGGUCUUUCGCACAUGUUUCCAUUCUGCGGAACUAUGUGCGUCCUGAAUUCACGGGAACCUUGGCGAUCAAAGCAGGCCGCCAUCCCAUUCUGGAGACAGUCCAAUCGGCUGGGACCCUAGUCCCGAACGACGUGUAUUGCUCUGAGGCAGCCUCAUUUCAGAUAGUGCAAGGGCCCAACAUGUCAGGAAAGAGCACGUAUUUGCGCCAAAUCGGAUUAUUGACAGUCAUGGCUAUGAGCGGAUGCUUCGUUCCUGCGGAAUAUGGGAGCUUCAAACUGCACGACGCAUUACUCUCUCGCCUCUCUAACGAUGAUGAUAUGGAGAAGAGCUUAAGUACUUUUGCCAAUGAAAUGGCAUCUUGCGCCAUGAUUCUAGGACUAGCGACAGCAGACUCCCUCGUAAUGAUGGAUGAAGUCGGGCGCGGUACAUCCCCCCGAGAAGGGAUGGGUGUUGCACACGCCAUUGCUGAAGAACUCAUUAGGGCGAAGUCAUAUGUCUUCUUCGCAACACACUUCACUGAGCUUACAGUGACGUUGUCGCAUAAGCCAUCGGUCGUCAAUCUACACCUUGCUGUGCAGAGAGCCCGUAGGUCCACAACGAACUUUGGCCUGACAUUCCAAUACAAGAUUGUCGAUGGUGCAUCGGACGACAUCAAGCACUACGGGCUGGAACUCGCCAGACUGGCCGACCUCCCCGAGGACGUUCUUGACGAAGGCAGACGAGUUGCCUUAGGUCUUCAGAGCCUCCAGGAACGACAACAACAAGACAGUCAAACAAACAAAGUCGCCAUACGGCGCAAAGCUCUCUUGAGGGUACUCCGACGAAUCUGA